Molecule: messenger RNA, 315 nt
Organism: Pieris macdunnoughi
Lineage: Eukaryota; Metazoa; Arthropoda; Insecta; Lepidoptera; Pieridae
Source: the annotation of a GenBank genome assembly
AUGCAUGGAUUUGAAAGAGCGAGUGGCUUUCCAAAAGUAAUAGGGGCGAUUGAUGGUACUCAUAUUCGUAUUAAUGGUCCAAAACAAAAUCAUGCAGAUUAUAUUAAUCGGAAAGGAUUUCAUUCUAUUCAGUUACAGAUCGUAUGUGAUCACAAGACUCUGAUAACUCAUUGUUAUGCUGGACAUCCUGGGUCUGUUCAUGAUCAGAGAGUUUUCCCUUUAUCAGAAGUUGCAGAUUACGUAAAUUAUGAUGAUAAAUUCUUAGAAAAUUUCCAUAUUCUAGGCGAUGCUGCGUAUGAAAUACAUCAACACUAA